GGCCGAGCGCGAGCAAGGCGGCGGCAGCAGCGGCGGGGCGCUGGGGACAGCGGCGGCGGCGACUCCGGCUACCACUCCUGUCACGACAGAGACGCUCAGGAACCAGGUCCCUUGACUUAGGGAGCUCCUUCCUGUGGCCUUCUAGCUGCUCCACUGCGUUCUCCCUUCAGCCUGGAUUGGUGACACACAGCCACUGGCUGGAGAUAUUUCCAGGUUUGCUGGCAUGGGAAACUUGCUCAAAGUCCUGACCCGGGAAAUUGAGAAUUAUCCACACUUUUUCCUGGAUUUUGAAAAUGCCCAGCCUACAGAAGGAGAGCGAGAGAUAUGGAACCAGAUCAGUGCUGUCCUCCAAGAUUCUGAGAGCAUCCUCACAGACCUGCAGGCUUACAAAGGCGCAGGACCAGAGAUUCGAGAUGCCAUUCAAAAUCCCAAUGACAUUCAACUUCAAGAAAAGGCUUGGAACGCGGUCUGUCCCCUGGUUGUGAGGCUGAAGCGGUUUUAUGAAUUUUCCAUCCGGCUUGAAAAAGCUCUUCAGAGUUUACUGGAAUCUCUGACAUGUCCUCCCUACACGCCGACCCAACACCUGGAGAGGGAGCAGGCUCUGGCAAAGGAAUUUGCAGAAAUCUUACAUUUCACCCUUCGAUUUGAUGAGCUGAAGAUGAGGAACCCAGCUAUCCAGAAUGACUUUAGUUACUACAGAAGAACAAUAAGUCGCAACCGUAUCAACAACAUGCACCUAGACAUUGAGAAUGAAGUGAAUAAUGAGAUGGCCAACCGGAUGUCCCUGUUCUAUGCAGAAGCCACGCCGAUGCUGAAGACGCUUAGUAAUGCCACGAUGCACUUUGUCUCAGAGAAUAAAACCCUGCCCAUAGAGAAUACCACAGACUGCCUCAGUACAAUGACCAGCGUCUGCAAGGUCAUGCUGGAGACACCGGAAUACAGGAGCAGGUUUACAAGUGAGGAGACACUCAUGUUCUGCAUGAGGGUGAUGGUGGGGGUCAUCAUCCUCUAUGACCAUGUGCACCCCGUGGGAGCUUUCUGCAAGACAUCCAAGAUUGAUAUGAAAGGCUGCAUAAAGGUGUUGAAGGAACAGGCCCCGGACAGUGUGGAAGGGUUGCUGAACGCUCUCAGGUUCACUACAAAGCACUUGAAUGAUGAAUCGACUUCCAAACAGAUUCGGGCAAUGCUUCAGUAGAGCCCUGCUCCCAGAAGAGGAUCUGUGUGCUGACCUCAGAAGAUGUAUAUGUUUACAUAAUUUAAUACAGAUUGAUGUUAAUACUUGUGUAUUUACAUAACCAUUUCCUUCUUGUCACUGAAAAUAUAUGGACCUUAAUUUGUAUCCUGACUGACUCAACCCAGCAGAGCAUAAAUUGUCUUGAGAGCCUUA
This is a messenger RNA of Onychomys torridus (southern grasshopper mouse), 1387 nucleotides long. It is a transcript of the gene Cyria, whose product is annotated as CYFIP related Rac1 interactor A. Lineage: Eukaryota; Metazoa; Chordata; Mammalia; Rodentia; Cricetidae. The record is from RefSeq and is a predicted model, not a curated record. Gene Ontology annotation, molecular function: small GTPase binding. Bases 224 to 1195 code for a protein of 323 amino acids. Gene Ontology annotation, biological process: regulation of actin filament polymerization. The transcript has 12 exons.